Paramecium sonneborni is the source of this 3653-nucleotide messenger RNA. The record is from the annotation of a GenBank genome assembly. NCBI's taxonomy places the organism in Eukaryota, Ciliophora, Oligohymenophorea, Peniculida, Parameciidae.
AUGCGCAAUAGUCUAAUAACCCAACUUGAAUUCAAAGAUGGAAUAUAUUAAGGAUAAACAUUACAAUCAAGAUAUAAAUAAGGAAUUGGAGUUUAUUUAUGGGAGAAUGGAUCUGCUUAUUUUGGUGAAUGGAAAUCAGAUUAAAUUGACGGUAAUGGAAUUCUUUUCUUGCCACCUAAAACUACAAUUCAAGGAUAGUUCAACUCAGGAAAAUUACAUGGAAAUUGUCUUAUAUCUACAAGGUUAGCUAAAUAUUAAGGUAAAUGGCUCAACGGUUUACCUAAUGGAAGCAUGACUGGUUAUUCAAACUAAGGAGAAGUUAUAAUACUUUUCUAAGAUGGUAAACCGACUAGAGGUCUAAGUUCAAGAGAAUAAUCAUGUGAUAUUCCUAAUAUAAAGGGUGUUUAAUGUUACAACAGUUCUGCUUUAUAAUCUAUAGAUUGGUUAGAUGGAACUUUCUAUGGAGUUACAGGCAAGAGCUCAGCCAAUAAAAUUGCACCUAAUGGUUUAGGUAUUUAUUUACCUAAAAAUGGAUUAUUUUAAUGUGGAUAAUAUAAAGAUGGACUCUUGAAUGGUUUAGGAAGAACAUAAUAAUCAUCAGGUGAAGUCUAUCAAGGAUUCUUUGAAAAUGGAAAAUAUCAUGGAAGAGGCAUCUAUUUAUUUAAAGAAGAUGAAUUAUAAUGGGUAAAAGGAAUGUGGAGAUUUGGAGAGUUAAUCGAAAUAUAUCAGAAUGGAUUAGUCAAAAAUUGUACUGCUCCCAAAGAUCUUAUGUGUAUAUUUAUUUAUAUUUCGUUUAUUUAGUUCCAUACAGUGAUCAUAGAAAUCCUAUCUCCAUUAGAUAACCAAUUAACCUUAAUAAUAUCAAAGAAAUAGAAGACUUAUUUCAAAUACAAUUCUCUCGAUAAUAACCUAUUCACUAAUAAAUUACUACUACCCCCAGUCCUGAAAACAAGACCAAAUUAUCUAAUCAUAAGUAUUUUCAAAAUUCUAUGACAACUUCAUACUAGAGAAUCUCAGAUGCCCUUCUUACAAACAAAUAAAAUUCAUCUCCUGAAAGGAACAGCACAAAAUUAAUUAACUACUAUAAAGGAUAAUUACGAGAUAUUGAUUAAAAUGAACUACCACAAUAAUCUAAAUCUAGUAAACCUAUAUCAAAUUCAAGAAAAUCUAAUUCAAAUUCUUAAAAAUAUUUAAUCCAAAGCUCAAUCAAAAAAAAUUCAAUCAAUAAUAAAUCAUCAAACAAAUUAAACUAAUCAGCCUAUGUUGAAGAAAUUAAAAAACUAUAAACUUAAUUCACCAAACCUUUUGAUCACAAUAAAAGUGUUCAAUCACAGUAGAGCCAAAUUUAUUAGGCAAUCUUAGAUAGUGAAGAGCAUUCUAGUUAGAGAAGUGAAUUAUUUUAAGAAAAAUAACAAUCAUCACCAAAAGAUCAUAUUGACUAAAUUAUUCAAAAAUCUAAAAAAUAUUAAAAACAAAAAUCAAUCUAGUAAUAAAAAUAAUCCAUUCUUGAUUAAUCUAUAUAAUCCAAUUAAUCAAAAUAACCUAAAAGUCCAUAAAAUUUAUAACAAUCCAAAGCAUCAUUAUAAUCAAAAUGCAAAUCUUCUGAAGGUAAUAAAAAAAAGUAAUAACAACAAUAAGAUGUUGAAAUUCAAAAUAAAUACAAAAGUGAAGGGAAUAAAUUACCAAAAAAAUAAACUAAAAAAACAGAAUAACUUCCAUUAGAUUUAUCUGUAUAAUCUGAAUAAUAAUAUAUAUGUGAAUCUAAACAAAUUAAAGAAUUUUCAUAAUAAAGAGAUUCAAAAUUAUCAAUCUAAUCCUCAUAACCUGUUUCUUAAAGAAUUUCAAUCAAUUCUAUCAAUCAAGUAGCUUCUCAACAAACAACUCCUUAACAUUCACAUAGAAAUUAAAAUUAGGAUGAAUAAAAUAAAUAAUUAUAAUAAUCACAAUAAUCUUAAUAAUUAUAAUAGUUUCACGAAUCCAAAUAAUAAUCACUAUAAUCUUAAGAGGAAAAAAUCUAAUAAUAGCAAAUUGAUCAUAACAAAAAAUUGAGUUUUUGUCAAUAAGAUUUUGCUCCAGAUAUGAGGAAUACAGCUAUUUUUAAUUAAAUUGAAUCUAAUCAAUCUAGUUAAAUGAAAUUUCAUAGACAUAAAAGAAGUUAAUCAUAAACUGAUUUUGAUAAAUUUGAAAUCUAAGAUGACACUCAAAUGAAAUUAAUCAAAUAAUAACAAUAAUAUAUGUAAUAAUUAAUUGAAUAAUAAUAAAGAGAAUUAGAAUAACUAAAAUUUUAAUAAUAAUAAUUAGAAGAAGAAAAUUAAAUAUCAUUAAGUAGACCAGGAUACAAAACUAACGCUUCAAUGGAUUCAUAAGAAAGUUAUCCUCAAUAAUAAUCAGAAAGCUUUCAUCAAGAUUUUAUCAAAUCAGUAAGUGAUGUAUUAAAGAGUGAACUCAAAAAAAAAUAAGAAGAUUCGUUAAUUAGAGAUAAUCAAAACAAUUCCCCUCAUUUCGAAUAAUCAAAAAUAACAAAUAAUCAACAAUCUAUGUUUUUUUAUGAUAUUUAGAGUUUAGAAAAUGUAAAUGUAAAUGAAAGACUGAACAACAGAAUAUCAAGCAAAUAAUUAGAGGAGGUAAACAAAUCAAGAGCUGAGUCUCUAAUGAUAAAAAAAUAGCCAAUUUCACAUAGAGAAUUAGAUGAUUUGUAAAUUGAUAAACUUUAAGAUACAUUGUCAAGAUAAUCUAGGCAUUCAAAGCAAUCAUUUCAUUCAAGAUAUUCUGGAGAAAAUAAAUAAUAAAGAUCUAAAUCACAUCAAUCAAGCUAACGAAACUAUUCAAAUAAAUAACAUUCAUUUUAUUAAUAAUAAUCACAGGAAUAGUUUUAUCCUUAAAAAUAAACAUCAUUUGUUGAAGAAAAAGAGGAAUCAUAAAAUCAUUCUUAAUAAAUUAAUGUUGAAUCAAUUACUUCAAUCAAUAAGCAAAAUCAAUUAUCACAUAUUGAGAAUAAGUAAGACUAAUCAUAAAGUUCACAAUAGAUGUCUAUUAUUUCUAAUCAAUUUCAAAAGGAAACACAAAGUAUAAAAAAAUAAAUUUAAGAAGAAUCUAUCUUAAACAAAUCAAAAUAAAUAGAUAAUAAUAUUCUAAAAAUAAAGUAAUAAAAUACUGUUUAAAAAAAAAAAGAGCAAGAUUAACUUAAAUAAGAAGAAUCUAUUGAUCAAAUGAUGAAAAAAUAAUCCCAAAAAUAGUUAUCUUAGACUUAAUUAAAAUUUGUAGCUUGCCCUUCUUAGCAUUCCUUACCGGGUUCUGUAAAUUUUUCUGAUAAAUAAUUGCAAAUCAAACCAGAUUAAAUGAGUGAAAAUAUAUAAGUAACCAUUCGAGAUGAUUAAUCAGAUACCAAAUAAAACAUUCAGGAAAUAAAAUUAUAAUUAGCUGCUCAAAAAGAGAUACUUUCCUAACUUUAUCAUUCUAUAUAAGAAUCAAGAUAAAUGAAGGUUUCUCAAUUCGAUUCUGAUAAGAGGAUAAGUGAAUAAAGAACUGUAAAAAGAGGAAUGGUUAGCGGCGUAUUUGAUCCAUGUAGCAGCCCAGUAAAGAAAGUAAUUAUAACAAAAGGAGCAUUUCCUGCUUUUACAAUAAUAAAAUCCUUAUCACCGAUAAGACUUUGA